CGCCGAAGGAGUCGACAAUUAAAUACUUAUAUUGGUAUGGGACUUUCAAUGAAUGUUGAACAAUUGGUCCACGAGGCAGUGGAUGUCAAAAAUGGACAAAUAAACCAAUAUUUUUUGGUGAAACUUUUGGAGAUUAUCGUUCGUCAAUCAAAUAUCCAUUCAUUAAACGUCGAUUUUACCGAAAACGACAAAAAACACACGCAGAGUUGUGAAUUGAUCAAAUCGUUUGAACUGCAGAGCAUUCACAAACGGCCUUCGGAAGAAAUAAUAUUAAAUUCUCAAGUGGCAUCGAAAGUGAGUGGCAUCGAAAUGGCAACGACGGAUAUUCAAGACGAUUCGACAUUGAGUUGCGAUUCGGUCGAUUCUUUUGAAGAAUCACUGGAGACCAUUUACAAAGAGCCUUCGGAAGCAAUAAUAUCGGAUCCUGAAUUAUCCGAAGAGAACGCGGAUAAAAUCUCGACUCCUUCAACUUUGAGUUUGAACCGGUUUUUAGAAGAAAAACAUGAAUAUUUUCUUCAUAAUAAUGACCGACAUGUGAUAGCGGAGCUUAUUGAAAAACUGUUUGGUAAAAUCAAAAAAAUCGAUAGCGCGACUAAGCUACUAAAGAAAAGCAUCAAAACAUUUAAUGCAGAGGAUGGUUCGGAUGGUUCCCCAGACAGUGAGAUCGAUGCAUUCAAAAAAAUCGCUUUCUCAGACAUGGGUUCGGUGUUUGAAAUUGAAAAAUAUGGUUAUGAUCGAUUAAAACUAGACGAGAAUUUAAAAAGCUUAGAAAUGAGCGCCAAAGGAGAGACUUUUCGAGAUAUAUUUGGAGCGACCCAGCAAAGAAAAGAUUUACAUUCAAACCUGUCUAUUUUAAAUUUCAGAGAAUUUGACUUGGAUUAUAGAACAAAUUUUAGGACAAUUCAAACUUUUAUUGAGUUACACAAAGAAUUAUUAAAUAAGGCUAACACUGAUAUUGAAGAUCUCAAAAAAAAUUGUUUAAAUAAUGAUUACUUGAUAUUUAAAAAAGAUGUUUUAUUGAGACUUAUUAAAAUUGAAGAUGGCAUAAAAAAAUACAUUGCAAGGGAUCCCGAAGCAAUGGGUAUCGCCAGAUUUAUAAAGGACGGAUCGUGUUUGUCAUGUGCGACACCAGCCACGAUGAAGAUGACAAACACUGCUCCUGUAGGAAAAGUUGUGCGCACAAGCUGUGGCAGCCGUUUUAACCGUGAAACGUUACAAGAACAGAAGAAAAAAACGAAUACAAACAAGCCCACUAGUCAAAUUAAUGUAUUGCCAAUUAAUAUUAAAGCGGAGCAGACAAAAAGCAGUUCUGAUGUAGGAAAUUGUAACUACAAAAUAAACAAACUACAAAUUUACUAUAAUAGAAAUCCACACUAUAAAAACUCCAGCUAUAAUCGGGUUUUAAAGGACAUACAGAAAAUGCAUGAGGACGGAUCGUGUGUAUUCUGUAGGACACCAGCCACGAAAACAACAGACUCUGAUCCAAUUUCCGUGGGUAAAGCUGAGCCCACAAGAUAUUGCAAGUAG
Messenger RNA from Metopolophium dirhodum (rose-grain aphid), 1527 nucleotides. RefSeq lists its product as uncharacterized. The record is from RefSeq and is a predicted model, not a curated record. Lineage: Eukaryota; Metazoa; Arthropoda; Insecta; Hemiptera; Aphididae. The transcript has 15 exons. The coding region runs from base 37 to 1527 and encodes 496 amino acids.